Messenger RNA from Trichosporon asahii var. asahii CBS 2479, 687 nucleotides. RefSeq lists its product as uncharacterized. The record is from RefSeq and is a predicted model, not a curated record. The transcript has 2 exons. Bases 1 to 687 code for a protein of 228 amino acids. NCBI's taxonomy places the organism in Eukaryota, Fungi, Basidiomycota, Tremellomycetes, Trichosporonales, Trichosporonaceae.
AUGCCCAGUGGAUUAUACAGGGGAGCCGCUCUGCACCUGCAACGGCCGCGACAUUUGGGAACGGCUGCAGAGUUCAUCCCUUGGGUCGACGGGAGGGAGUACUGGCGUCGCAAGGGCCGGCUCGCGGGGCUGGGCGAGCGUGGCGAGCUCGUUGCCGAGGAUGCCCCUCGGCGUGUCCUCGAGAUUGUCAAUGUGGGGCAUAAUACGAGCCUCAACUGCAGCUGUAAAGGAGCGUACACCGCAAUGGUGCGGCAGCUGAAGCGGUCGCUCUUUCGCUGGACAAACGGGCGGAAAGGCAUCCCAAACGUGUCAGAGGCGGAGCAGCGUCUGAUGGAACCGCACGAGCUCGGAGCGAAGCUGUCCCUCGAUGUGCGCAUGCCCCACUGGAGCGACGCGAGGCAGACCCCAUGCCCCUGCGGGCAAGAAGCGUACUGUGGGAAAGAUGAAAAAGAGGAGCCCAAGGUAGAGGUCGCGAAGCGAAUGCGCGACUGUCCUUCGAUUCGAGCCGAAGAGACUAACGCCCAGCUCCAGAACCAUUCCUUCGAAAAGACUGCCUUGCCCGCUGUCUCCUCCCUCGACCUCUUACUUGCCUGGCUUGGCGAUUUGCCUUUAACUCACCCUUCACCCCGCCAGAGCGACUCUCCUGAGCUGAGCCAGGUCGAGAUGGAGAGUGACAGCGAUAUGUAG